GGAGAAUGGUUGCCUGGGCGACGGCGACGCGUGCGCGUGCCGUCACGUUCGGUUGCCUGGUGACCAGUCGCCAGCGCUGAGGUCGUCGAUGGUAGCAAUGUCGAAACAAGGGAAAAACAAGGGGCACAAGGCAAACCUGCCUCUCGCACACCUGUACCAGAAAGACGCCACUGCAUUUGUCAUCAGUUGUGGAGGUACAGGGGCAAUUCCUGAACCCAGAAAAGGCAGAUAUCCUCUCUGGCCUGAAUGGAGUGAGGCAGAUAUAAAUUCUGAAAGAUGGGAUGCGGGUAAAGGAAAAGAAAAGGAUAAAAGUGCCAAGAGCCCUAGUCUACAUCUCUUCGAUGACCCAGAAGGGAAGAUUGAAAUGCCACUAUCUUUAAUGGUUCACACAUGGAAACGUCCUCAUGAAUUUAUUUCAGACCGGAUGCCGGUUGUAGUUGAAAACGAGCUUUGGUUUGAUUUGAUGCCUGAUAGCCAACGUGCAGUGGACAGUGAGUUGAUGCGAUGGAUUAUUGCUGACAUCACUUCACUUUGGAAGAUCAGCAACAAUUCUUUACCUGAAAAAAACAUCACAUCUGAUUCAUCAUUGUCAUGGAAGCCAUGGGAACACAUAUAUUCUCUUUGUAAGGCUGCGAAAGGACAUAUGCCUCAGUACAACAACUACGGCAAAUAUGUAGUAAAGCUUUUCUGGAUGGGCUGUUGGCGUAAGAUCAUAGUGGAUGACACUAUGCCAUUUGAUCAAGAUGACAACCUGCUACUUCCAGCUACAACAAUAACAUCAGAGCUCUGGCCAAUGUUGUUAUCAAAGGCUCUUGUAAAGAUUGCAAGUAUUGACAUGAAUGCAAAUGGAAAUAAAGAAUUGGGGGACUUCACAGUUAUUCAUGCUCUUGCUGGUUGGAAUCCUGAAAUCAUUCCUAUCAACAAAAAUUAUGCAGAUAAAAUUUGGACCCUUUUGAUGCAAUUAGUACCUGAGUUUAAAUUGACACCUGAUGACCUGUCCGAAAUUAAACUUAAUGAAAUCGAUUCAUUGGUAAAAGAUGUAAAGGAAGUUGAAGUGAAGAGUGAAAGCCCUGUCAUAAACAAAAUUACCGAUAAAGUCGUCAAAGGCACAGAAAAACAAGAAGCAAAGGAUUCUGGGAAGAAAAAAAACAAGGAAGUAGAAAAAGAUAAAAAUAAAUCAACAGUUCAUUCUGGACGAGCAGCGCCAAUUGCUCAAGGUUCUAUUUCGGAAAGUCCUGCCAUCCCAGCAUUCCCUCAGAUGGUGGUUUGUGCCAGUUACUCACAAAUAGAACUCCAACAUGCUUUCCUUCAAAAAAUGGGAGAAUCCUCAGAGAUGCUACGAUGCUAUGGAUUUUCCAGUCUAUAUAGCCAUUCUGUUAUGAUUUCAAGAACAAGAUCCUGUCCCCUUAAACCUCCACAAAAGCCUCCUACCAUUCCUCGAUGGAAGCUUAUUCGACCAAGAAACCACACUCUUCCAUCAGCAGAGCCAAGAGAGUUCAUAAUAAAGAAACCUGACCAAUUUGUUGAAAUUGCAAGUCCAUUCAUUCAUGAAUUGCCAGAAAUAUCAAAUCUACAUUUAAAUAUUAAAAAAGCACAUUCCAACGUGGGCAUCCUGCUAACUCUUAUUGAGAGUUCAGAACAGCUUGACGUUCUUGAGAAUGACACUGACUCACCAUUUCCAGAGCCUCUUAAGGAAACAGAACCCGUGAAAGUAAAUAGUAAAUAUCCAAUUCUAUUCUCCAAGACUAAAAUUGAACAAUAUAAGGAAAAAAGGUUGGAAACCAUCAAAUCGUCUAGUCAGAUUUCUGCCUCUCCUUUGGAAAAUAAAAGUCGAAAGGAUAGCAUUGCUGAAACAAUUAAAGAAAUUACACUGGAACCCAUUAGAUCACAAAGCCAGAAUGCAAAUACUUUUUUUGAUAGUAGACGGCCCAGUAGUAUUGAUACAAACAAGGAAAUAGGGCUAGACGGCAUACCAUCAAAUUCUCAAGUUGCAAGUCCAUCUCCCUUCCUUAGUAGAAUUCAGUGGAAUGCUGCUUUGGAUUUAAAGGACGAAAGUGCAAAUUUACGGUACAAAGGAGAAGUUUCAAUUCGAGGUAGCAACACCAGUUUGCUUAGUGAUGGAAGACUUUUGGCACAACCAUUGCUGAGUAUGUUGCCUGGUUCUGAUUUGAAUAUGACAAUAGAAAAAAAGCCUAUUGGGAAGGAAACCUGGAUUGAUUAUGACGACUUUUGCAAAUGUUUCCAGACAUUGGUGAUUUUCCAUAAACCCAAUUCGUACCCAUUUACAGCUCAAAGGUCAGAUAUGAAGCCCAUUGAUGAACGAGGAACUUACUACCUAUUUGUUGACAACCUGAAACCCACUGAAAUUUUGGUUACCUUCUCUGCAUUAGUACGCUGGGGAGAUAUUAACUGUGAGAGACUUCCCAGCAAAGAUAAAGUUGAAAGAAGAGAUUAUCAGAAGGAAUCUUCAAAUCUUCUGUCUGGCCUCCUUCUGGCUGAGCCUUACUCCUGGACAAGUCUUAUUACAAAUGCACCAAUUUUGCACAUGCGCACCUAUGCUACAAAAUCAGUUAUGUUAAUGCUGCCUGAAGGACGCCAUGUGCUUCGCUUUAUACCUAGUUCUCCCUUGGGACAUCAUAUCCAAUUAUGUUCCACUGUAUCAUUUACCUUUGGUGAGGAGGAAACAAUUCUGUCAAAUCUUAGCAAGGAGAGCCUUCGAUUUGUUCAGCAGGCACAGGAGAUCAUGAAAGCACUUGGGAAUGUUUUAAAUUCCUGUGGUGAUGAACAGGAACUAGCCAAAGCCGAAAUGGAACUGAUGAAAGCUCAUGUUCCUCCCAAUAUUGGAAAGGGACAAAUGUUGGCAGAGCACAUGCAGAACUUCCAAAAUGCUUUUUAUGCUACCUUGGCCCUUGCUCUUCGUGAUUCUUACACUUCUCAAGAUUUGUUUGCUAUUAGAGUUAUUACACAAGAUUUCAGAGUAAGAAAUAUUUUUUCAGAAACCCUGAAUUACUUUGGAGAAAUUUAUGAUGUGCCACAAAUGUGGAAAGGCAGGAGACCAACUGCUACAGAAAAUAACGCUGCUAUAACAAUACAAGCCCAAUGUCGAGGCUUUUUUGUCCGAAGACUCCUAGCUGCAAGAGUUCCAGGAACAAAGGAUAAUGAAAUUCUCAAAGAAUGCACACAAAGAGUUUGGCUCACACUGGAACCAAAUGCUGAUCAACAUGGAUUUAUUUUACUCAGACACAUAUUUAAAGCAAAUCCAAAAAUUGCAGCACAGUAUCAAUGUGCUGGCGAUGAAUGGACGAAGGCAGUAUAUACUGAUUAUGUAACAACCUACGCUGAUCAAUUUGCCAACUCCUGGUUUGUGCCAUUCAGAGAGGUGUUUUAUGCCUCUGAGGAUGUGCUGGUGGUGCCCAAAGUAUAUUGUUCAAUACCAAUCUGUGCUCUCCAUGUUAUCAAUAAUGACACAGGAAAGGAAUUUUCCAAAGUGUUUCAAAAGACAACACCCUUUAUAUGCACUAAAAAUAAGAAGGGCUAUACAUUCGUGGCUGAAGCCCGCACACUAAAUAUGCCGCUUUUGAGUGGUAAAUGGAAAUUGCGCCUUAUUGGUUGUCAGACUCCUCUCCCUACUCCUGCAAGAGAUGUGAAUGGUAACUUUUCAGUGAGGGAAAUUAAGGACUACUAUGUAACAAAUAAAAAAUGCAUUAUCUUCAGGUACCAAGUAAAAGUGAUGGCCAAUCACAUGGUGACAAUUCAGACACAGACCUCCAAGCCCGAAGUAUAUAUUAAGCUGCUCAUCUUUAAUAAAGGGCAACAAGUAGCUGCAGCAACUGGGAAAGGACAAGCUAUCAUUCCUGCAUUCAAAUUUUGUAAAAAUACAAAACUUUCCAUUUCUCACUCUUCCUCAAGUAAGAAUCAGCAUGUUCUCAAUCCUACACCAGUAACUAAGAGAACAAGAACUAAUUCAGCGGCAAAUCUAAGGAUUGGAAGAACUUCACCUAGGACCGUAAUUGGACAAACGUCAAAAGUAUCAGUGGAAGAGGAUUCUCCACUUGUAGCACCAGAGAGGGAAUUAUCACCUGAGGAAGAGGGGCACAAAUACAUCAUUCAAGGAGAAGUUCUUAACAAUAGCUGGACCUUAACUAAAAACGAAAUGGCUUUUAUUGAAGAAUUGCAAAACUUGGACAAGAAUGAAAUCAAAGUUUUUGGACAAAAGUUUGAGGAACAGCCUUCUGCAAUAAUUAUGGAUGUGCGUCCAAGCUUUGAAAGCAGAGUUUCCAAAAAAUCAAAAGGAGGAAAAGAGAAAGUCAUAUCAAGACCAGAGUCUCGGGUGAAUCAGCUUGAUUUUAAUAAGCCCCACUACAUAAUGCAUAUCGUCAGCGACCAGAAUGAAGCUGACAUGAUUGAAAUUAAGAAAGACAGCGAAAGGGUGGAUGAAAUCCGUGCUAUGAAACAAGCUUGGGAGGAUACGGAACCAGGAAGGGCUCUCAAAGCCAUGCAGUCCCGUUUGAAAUACAUAAAAAAAUCCUCAUUACAAGAAUCUGAUAAUAUUGAGUCGAUCGGUGAGGAACCUGUUGAGGAGGCCGCAGAAGAGGCCGCUGAGGACCUUGCUGAGGAAACCACUGAGGAAUUUGAUGAAGCUGAUCAGGAAAUUGAAGAAACGAAGGAUUUGCCUGAAACAGAUGUACCAACGCCUUUAAGGCCAUUGACAUCUCCAACAAUUCAAGUUACUACUACAUCAGAAGUGAAUAAGCAGUAUGAAGAACAAAUUGAGAGGACUUCAGCUCCAAGUGGAAAAAGUGAUAGUGAAGCAGCUCAAAAUGAAGAGAUAGGCAUUAAGAAUCUGGAUCAGCUUGAUAACAUUCAUCAGUUCCGCAAAAUACGAGAAGCAAUGUUGGAACGGAGAGAGAGAGAACAAAAUGCUCGCGUGAAGCUCCAGUUAAAGCAAUUGGAGACCUAUGAGAAUUUGCAGGUCAAGUUAGACGAAGCUCGAGAAGCCAUUUUUAAAAAGAGAGAAGCAUACCGAAGUAAACUUAUUGAAGCGGAAACAAAAAAGCAACAGGAAAUCGCAGCACAAGAAGCGGCUCUUUAUUCAGAACAAGAGAAGAAAAGUCCAACAUCAAAAAAGAAAUCUUCCAAUGAAUCAAAGAACACAGGAAAGAAAAAGAAAAAAUAAUGUGCAUUAUAUAGGAUUUAAAUUGCAUCUAUCUAGUUUAAUUUGAAUUAGUAAAAUAAUUAUUUACUUGAAAAUUACUGUUUAUUUCAAUUUAAACCUUGGCUAAUUUUAGCUGAUCUACAGGGUAUAUCAAGAUGGCGUAUCCUUUUGGCUGCUGAAGUCCGGAUGCCCCAUUUGAGAAAUGUGCGCGGACUACAUAAGCAACAUUUUUGUGGUUCCCUUCCAGAAACGUCCUCCCGACGUGAAAAGCGCUAUAUUCAAAU
Callorhinchus milii (elephant shark) is the source of this 5439-nucleotide messenger RNA. It is a transcript of the gene adgb, whose product is annotated as androglobin. Gene Ontology annotation, biological process: proteolysis. The record is from RefSeq and is a predicted model, not a curated record. The coding region runs from base 89 to 5176 and encodes 1695 amino acids. Gene Ontology annotation, molecular function: protein binding; calcium-dependent cysteine-type endopeptidase activity; heme binding. The transcript is spliced from 39 exons. Lineage: Eukaryota; Metazoa; Chordata; Chondrichthyes; Chimaeriformes; Callorhinchidae.